AUGUCAAAAGAAGUUAAAGCAAGUGAAGUGGCUAAAGUACCCGAAAAAUCAGCAGCUCAGAAGGUGAGCAAGACAGGUUCAUUCAUCGCCGGUGGUUUAGCUGCGUGUAUUGCAGUAACAGUUACCAACCCAAUUGAACUGGUCAAAAUCAGAAUGCAGUUGCAAGGUGAAAUGUCUGCAAAUGCUCAAAGAAUUUACAAAAACCCUGUUCAGGCCAUUGGGGUCAUUUUCAAAAAUGAGGGUAUUAGAGGUUUGCAAAAGGGUCUUUCUUGUGCCUAUAUCUAUCAAAUCUGUCUAAAUGGCUCCAGGUUGGGUUUUUACGAGCCCAUGAGAUCUGUCUUGAAUAAAACUUUCUUCCCAGACAAGGAUCCUCACACUGUGCAAAACGUAGCUGUCAAUGUGGUUUCCGGUGCUACCUCAGGUAUUAUUGGUGCAAUCAUCGGAUCACCCCUAUUUUUGGUCAAAACUAGAAUGCAAUCGUACUCUCAAUCAAUUCAGAUUGGUCAACAGACACAUUACACGUCCGCUUGGAAUGGGUUGUCAACAAUCUUCAGAAAAGAAGGCUUCAAGGGCCUUUUCCGCGGUGUAGAUGCAGCUAUUUUAAGAACAGGUGCUGGCUCUUCUGUUCAAUUGCCAAUUUACAACACUGCCAAGCAUUUCUUAUUGAAACACGACUUGAUGAAGGAAGGGGCUGGUCUGCAUCUCGUGUCGAGUACUAUUUCCGGUUUGGGUGUCGGAGUUGUUAUGAACCCAUGGGAUGUCAUUUUGACAAGAGUUUACAACCAGAAAGGUAACCUAUACAAAGGACCAAUUGACUGUUUUAUCAAAACUGUGCGGAUUGAAGGUGUCAGUGCUUUGUACAAGGGUUUUGAGGCUCAAAUUUUCAGAAUCGCACCUCACACUAUCUUGUGUUUGACCUUCAUGGAACAGACUAUGAAAUUGGUGUAUGCCGCUGAAACAAAGAUUUUCGGAGCAUGA
Messenger RNA from Lachancea fermentati, 978 nucleotides. NCBI's taxonomy places the organism in Eukaryota, Fungi, Ascomycota, Saccharomycetes, Saccharomycetales, Saccharomycetaceae. The record is from the annotation of a GenBank genome assembly.